Messenger RNA from Aspergillus pseudotamarii, 1716 nucleotides. Its product is annotated as zinc-dependent alcohol dehydrogenase. NCBI's taxonomy places the organism in Eukaryota, Fungi, Ascomycota, Eurotiomycetes, Eurotiales, Aspergillaceae. The record is from RefSeq and is a predicted model, not a curated record. Gene Ontology annotation, molecular function: oxidoreductase activity. The transcript is spliced from 3 exons. The coding region runs from base 407 to 1504 and encodes 365 amino acids.
ACAACAGUACUAUACUCGCUCACCGUGGAACGGGAUUGGAUGAGAUGCAAGCCAAGUGGAGCACCGUUUGGUGGAGGUUCAUUAGGUGCGAUAUUAAAGUCCGGGGUUCCCCGCAUACAUAGCGAUCUCUAUGGAUAGAGUACGGCGUCGUUAUCAGUAUCCCUGUCGAUGGGUAUGCAGAGUUGUCUCACGUGUGUGGUGCGGAGUGGAGUAUUUAUAGCUGGGGUGGUGGUGAGAGUACCCCUCAUUUUCACUACCUCACCUAACUGCUGCUGACGGGUUGUUUUCUUCUUUUUCUAUUAUUUUGUUGUUGAACAAGAACAUUGAGUGUGAAUUGCGUUGUAUAUCCCGUUUUACAUAGCUUUUUCUGUUGUAUGUUGUACGUUGAAACAAACAUAUCAUCACGAUGACAAUCCCAGCGAUCCCAACACGCCAACGAGCCGCCAUCCGUCAUGGCACAGGUGAGUCCGCCACAACGACCAUCGAGAACAUCGACGUCCCGCAACCCGGGCCGGGCCAGAUCCUGGUAAAAAUCAACUGGACUGGAGUCUGCGGCUCAGACAAGUCCCUCCUGCACGACGACUGGAAGGAUUUCGGGGUGAACAUGCUCCCCCAGAGCCAGGGGAUCGCGGGACACGAAGGGGCCGGCGUUGUUGUCGCCGUCGGCGAGGGCAUGCAGAAGCGGUGGAAGGUCGGUGAUCGGGCGGGCAUUAAGUGGAUUGCGAGUACCUGUGGGGAAUGCGAGUUUUGCCUCAAUGGGGUGGAUGAGGUGCAUUGUGAGAAGCAGAUAAAUAGUGGGUUUUCAGCCCCAGGGACGUUCCAAGAGUAUUGUCUUGUGGAUGGGAGGUACACGUCGAAGAUCCCGGAGGGUGUUUCGGAUGAGGAAGCUGGUCCGAUUAUGUGUGGAGGUGUCACCGCUUAUACGGCUUGUAAGAGGUCUGCCGUCAAAUCUGGUCAAUGGCUUGUGCUUCCCGGCGCUGGAGGCGGACUGGGUCAUCUGGCUAUCCAGUAUGCGCGCGCCAUGGGCAUGCGAGUCCUCGCUAUUGAUGGCGGAGACGAGAAGCGGGACCUUUGUGAGAAGCUCGGGGCCGAAGCAUACAUUGAUUUCCAGAAUUUCAAAGCCCCUGCGGACCUGAAGGAUGAGGUUAUGAGGAUCACGAAGCACGGCGCACACGGCGUGGUCGUGACGGCGGCUAGCAAGACCGUCUACGAAUGGGCGCCCAUGUACCUCCGGCCCGGAGGCACAAUGGUGGUGGUCGGUCUCCCUAAUGAUCCUUCCAUUCUCGCAGGCGCGCCACCGCUCGUCAUGGCGUUGAGACGAUUAAAUAUUGUCGGUAACAUCACUGGGAGUUUGAAAGACGUAGAGGAGGCGCUUGAUUUUACGGCGCGGGGCAUUGUACAUCCAAUUCUGUCAAGGGGGAAAUUGGAAGACUUGGAUUCGUGGAUCGAGAAGCUGAAGGCUGGUCAGGUGGCCGGUCGUGCGGUGUUACAGGUGGCAGCAUAGGGGAAUGAAUGAGAGCGUUUCGUGUUGCAUCUAGCAUAUCGCAAUAGCAUUUGUUUUCACUUCAAGACCAUGGCGAGAAUUCUGCUAGAGGUUGUAGCGACUGAAGAGGUCGGUGGUAACAAUCCCAAGCUGGUUGCUUGGGCAGAAGCUUAUACUAUCUUGCGAGGACCAGUAUCAGCGUUAGGUAUGCAUCUUUCAAACGCCGAAAUGCC